Messenger RNA from Rangifer tarandus platyrhynchus (Svalbard reindeer), 954 nucleotides. NCBI's taxonomy places the organism in Eukaryota, Metazoa, Chordata, Mammalia, Artiodactyla, Cervidae. The record is from the annotation of a GenBank genome assembly.
AUGCACACCUUUGUCACUGAAGUUGCCUAUAAAAUGCAGCUCCUCCAAAUUCAAAACCUUGUCCCGAGCCCGUGGCCGCUAAUAGUCGCUGUCCUGCUUCAGAACCGGCCAUCCAUGGACUUUGAUGCCCUGUUGGAAAAAACCUUAUGGCUGAAAAGCUUAACCCAGGCCUUCGGGGGGUUUCUUACUUGGCCUGAUAAUGAACCUGCUGAGGAAGUUAUCCAGUCGAGCAUUCUUCUGCAUUCCAACAUCGCCAGCCUUGUCAAAGAUUGGGUGAUUCUGAAAAUGGAGUGCAGAGACUCGGAACUGGUGGAUGGACUCAUGUCCCAGCAUAUCACCCUCCUCGUGUGCUUGGCAUACAGGAACCAGAUGCUCAACAUUUUUGUCUGUCCUUCCUUAGUCGCUGUGGCAUUGCAGAUGACACCUGGGUUCAAAGAGGAUCUCUACAGUUGCUUUCGCUUCCUAUGCAGUAUUUUUUCAGAUGAGUUCAUCUGUCUUCCAGGAAAUGAACUAAAGGACGUUGAAGAAGGCUGUUACUUGCUUUGUAAGAGUGAGGCCAUACAAGUGAUGACAAGGGACAUCCUAGUUACAGGAAAAGGAAAUACUGUGUUAGAGUUUUUAAUAGGGUUCUUUAAACCUUUGGUGAAAUCUCAUCAGAUAAUUUGCAAAUACCUCUUGAAUGAAGAAGACUACUUCACUGAGAAACAGUAUUUCAUAAGAGUUAGAAAAUUCACAAGUCAGCUUCUUGAUCAAGGUGUCUCACAGUGUUAUGAUGUAUUAUCCUCCAAUGUAUAUAAGAAUGCCUUAGGAGCUUUUGUGAGGCUCGGUGUGGUGGAGAAGAAGAAGGUAAAUAAUGAUUAUAUAUUUAACGUGACUGAACCUGCCACAACAAAGUUAGAAGAAAUGCUUGGUUGUAAAACACCAGUAGGAAAACCAGCAACUUCGAAGCUUUAA